AUGCAGGAUUGGCAUGAUCUGCGUAAUGUCACUGGUUUUGAUCGAUCAGCGGGCAUUGGUCGGGGUGUUGGGCUACAGACUCUCGCAGAGCAAUUCCGAGGUCCCGUUAUUGGCCCCGGUCCACGGGUCACCGUUCAGCUUAGUAAUAUCAUCGUGUCGCUGCUGGUGCCCCAAGGCCACGGCUAG
Messenger RNA from Penicillium samsonianum, 186 nucleotides. RefSeq lists its product as uncharacterized. The transcript has 2 exons. The coding region runs from base 1 to 186 and encodes 61 amino acids. The record is from RefSeq and is a predicted model, not a curated record. NCBI's taxonomy places the organism in Eukaryota, Fungi, Ascomycota, Eurotiomycetes, Eurotiales, Aspergillaceae.